Messenger RNA from Mastomys coucha (southern multimammate mouse), 1341 nucleotides. It is a transcript of the gene Fam174a, whose product is annotated as family with sequence similarity 174 member A. Bases 190 to 762 code for a protein of 190 amino acids. The record is from RefSeq and is a predicted model, not a curated record. NCBI's taxonomy places the organism in Eukaryota, Metazoa, Chordata, Mammalia, Rodentia, Muridae. The transcript has 3 exons.
GAUGUACGAACUUCCGGUUGUCCCGGCAGGCCGCUCCCGCCGCCGCCGCCGAAGCAGCCCGGCGCAGUCUCAGCCACCAGCUCUCCGCCGGAGACUCCGCUCUGCGGCUCCGGCGCGCCCAUGGUCGGCGCUGCGGACCGGGAGGCCGGCCCGGCGGCUGCGGCGUGCUGAGAGGCCGGCGUGGAGACCAUGCUGACCCCGCGCGGCUGCUCCGGGCCUCGCCGCUUCCUAGCUCCGGCCUUCGUGCUGCUGUUGCUGCCCGCGCUGAGCGGGUCCGGGGUGGUACCGUCGACGGCGGUCAGGGAGGCGCCGGAGGCCAAGCCUCUCAAGCCCGUGCCGCGCACGCUUUCGCCGCUGCCUCCCGGCCCCACCGCGGCCCAGCCGCGGGGCCAAGCUCAGGCUGAAGCCGCCGGGCCUCCAGGCGCGGAGAGCCGCAAUGGCAGCGUCCCCGGGGCGGGGUCUGAGGCGGACGGCCUGGAUGGGAAAGCCGGAGAAGGCUCCCUGGGUGGCAGCCUGGCCGUGAGUCGCAAUCCUAGCGACAAGCCCAUGACCCAGCGGGCCCUGACCGUGUUGGUGGUGGUGAGCGCCGCGGUGCUGGUGUACUUCGUGGUCAGGACCGUCAGGAUGAGAAGAAGAAACCGCAAAACUAGGAGAUAUGGUGUUUUGGACACGAACAUAGAGAACAUGGAAUUGACGCCUUUAGAACAAGAUGAUGAGGAUGAUGACAACACACUGUUUGAUGCCAAUCAUCCUAGAAGAUGAGUAUGUGCCUUUAAUGAGAAGACUUCAUAUUUCUACUGAAGAAUAGAGUUUCUAUGUCUAAGGAAUAAGAAGCCACUCUAUCAAGGGGAGGGGAAUUUAAGUUACAUACAUUAUGUCAACCUUUAAUUUGUUGUUAAUAAAUAUUGCAUCAUUUUGUUACAAGUUUGUAAAUUGGAACUGCUGUAUUUAUUAGUGGGCUCCAUGUUGUUAGGGACAGACUGUAUUGUGCUGGAGUUCCUGUUUGAAAGUUAUUUUAAAUGUUCUCUGCAAAACUUUGCCCCUCCUUUUACCGUACUCGUGUAACUUGGUUUUCUUUAUUAAUCAGUUGUCGCUGUUUUCUUUUUUGUCAGUGUCAUAAUUUAAAGAACUAUAAGCCACAACUAACUGCUAUGAAUUAAUCAAUUCUACUAAACUUUUUCCCAUUUUUGUGGGGGAAAAGCCAAAUCUAUUAUGUUGUUUUUGAGUUUGUAAAUAGUAAGAAUUGUCUGUGCUAAAGUAUGAAAAAGAAUAAAUAUGAUUUAAAACUAUUUAAGUGGUACAGACAGAAUGUGUUUACAAAAUAAAUACUGCAUAAUUAUA